AUGUCUCUCUCAAAUAAAACAUUGGAAUCAAUUUGGAUUGAGGAAAGUCGCCCGGAAGAUAUUGCUGAAAGAUGGAUGACAAUAUCGGCUGGAUUAUUUAUGAUAUUCAGCGGAGCUUUGGGCAUAUUUUUGAACAGUGUUGUUUUUUAUCGAUUUAUUACACAGAAGAAUAUUUCGGGGUUUUAUAUUUUGUGCGCAUCGAAAACUAUUAGUAAUAAUUUGAUUCUUUUGGGUUAUGUGUUUUACAAUGGUCCUGUUGCAUUAUUGUAAGUAGAAUUUCAAGAACGCCCUUUUCUCGUAAUAAUUUCAUUUCUCGUACUUAUGACGAUAAUUUUUCAGUAACACAUACUUCGGUCCGGAUAUAAUUAACAUAAUAGUCAAUCAAUCAAUGGCCUACGGUGUGUAUGUACAAGGACCUUUGACGCAACUUUGUAUUGCUGCCAAUCGUUUUCUUGUUAUCAUACUCCCAGCACACGCGCAAAGAGAUGGUGGAAAAUGUGUAGUUUUUGUGAGUUGGACUAACUGCUGGCUAACUCCCCUGAAGCUUUUUUCAAAAAAAAAAACAUCGCAAUGUUUUUUUCAGACGGCUCUUAGCUUUUGCUGGUGCAUUUCCCUCUUCGUUUUACUAGCCGGAUUCCCGGAUAAUUGCCUAAAUCUCUUCAACAUUGAAAUCUUGACAUGGGAUAACUUGGAUCCUUGUGUCGACAUUUUAGCCGAUUCAGUUAUGUAUCUCGUAAUGUUUCUGGCAGUUUGCUCGAAUUCCUUCAACGUUAUUGUGGCCACAAAAUUGAUUUUCAACGCGACCAAUAAUCAUAUCGAUUCUUACGCCACAAAACGGCGAAAACAAACAGCUCGCAAAUUAUUCAUGCAAAAUUGUUUUCAAGAUUGGGUAUAUUUGAUUGACACGCUGAAUAGUAUGUAUGUCUACACAUGGUCUUCUGAUAUCCUUUAUCAAUUCUUUUUCACAAUGUUUUCCAAUUUAUUUGUUCACGUUGCUGAUGCGUAAGUUCACGUGAAGUUUAAGGAACUCUUUUUGUUUUCCAGUGGAAUAAUGUUACUUUUCAACUAUGAGAAGAAAAAUCAAACCGCCCACAAACACAAAUCGCCGGCGAGAUGUGACGAUUGUCGUCGCCUCAAAAGCAUCGUCAUUAUAAAAGUUUCCCAGUUUCCCAGCAUCGAAUUAGAAGAAUUCAUUUUCAAUCAAAAUGUUCUUAUUGAUAUUCCUCUUUCAAUGUGUUGUUUCUCAAACAAUUCGAGAUAAUUUCACUUUUGAUAUCAGUUUGAGAUGUGGACAACCUUUCAAUUCUCAAAUAUCAAUUCAAGAAUUGGACUCGAAUAAAUUGGAUCAAAUAGUUGCGUCAACUUCCCAAUUCACUACAGUUUCGCAGAGGAAUUUACAACUCACCGCCACAAUUUUUGGAGACGAAUUACACAGUGAUAAAUAUAAUUUUCAAUUAACUGUCAAAGAUAAUUGUUUAACAAAAGCUAUUGUUAGAAGAAUCGUCAUUUUCCAUAAUGGAAUUCCUAUUCAAAAAUCCUUCUACAAUAUCAAAAUUGAUUUGGAUUUGGAUAACUUGUCAAAUGUGAUUGCUCCAAUUGUCAAAUAUUAUCAAAAAUAA
Messenger RNA from Caenorhabditis angaria, 1619 nucleotides. The record is from the annotation of a GenBank genome assembly. NCBI's taxonomy places the organism in Eukaryota, Metazoa, Nematoda, Chromadorea, Rhabditida, Rhabditidae.